GUUGAAGGUGGGUGUGACAGACAGCAUCUUUAUUACCCUCCAAAAAGUCUACAGGAAUUGUUUUUUUAGUCUGUAAAUUGACCUGCAGCGCACUCUUAAGAUGGCAGCCUCUGAAGAUAUCCAGGUCAAAGAGCUCGACAAGCGGGCUUCUGGCCAGGCCUUUGAGGUCAUCCUGGGUGCUCCUGCCCCAGACGCCAAGGGUGAGUUCCCCCUGUCUCCUCCCAAGAAAAAGGAUGUCUCACUGGAAGAAAUCCAGAGGAAGCUGGACGCUGCAGAGGAGAGACGCAAGAACCAUGAAGCCGAGGUUCUGAAGCACUUAGCUGAGAAGCGUGAGCAUGAAAAGGAAGUGCUACAGAAAGCUAUGGAGGAGAACAACAACUUUAGCAAGAUGGCAGAGGAGAAGCUCAAUCAGAAGAUGGAGGCCAACAAAGGGAACCGCACAGCAAUUAUGGCAGCGAUGAAUGAGAAAUUCAAGGAGAAGGACAAAAAGUUUGAAGAGGUGCGAAAGAACAAGGAAACCAAAGAGAACUCAGAAGAAGGCACUUCGGAAGACUGAAAGUCACCAACGGGGGAUUGUAUAGGGUUUUUUACGUAUCCAAAGAUUGAUUUAUUUUUUGUUCGGCCAGUAUUUUUGUUGUGUUCACUACCCACCUUUUUGAAAUAAAACAAGUUCCACUUUGUGAA
This is a messenger RNA of Thunnus maccoyii (southern bluefin tuna), 684 nucleotides long. RefSeq names its product stathmin-like. Gene Ontology annotation, biological process: neuron projection development; microtubule depolymerization; regulation of microtubule polymerization or depolymerization. The record is from RefSeq and is a predicted model, not a curated record. Gene Ontology annotation, cellular component: cytoplasm; neuron projection. The coding region runs from base 101 to 556 and encodes 151 amino acids. NCBI's taxonomy places the organism in Eukaryota, Metazoa, Chordata, Actinopteri, Scombriformes, Scombridae. The transcript is spliced from 5 exons. Gene Ontology annotation, molecular function: tubulin binding.